UAAAUUGUGAAGAGAUUCAUUUUUCAGUUUUUCUCCACUGUGAAACCCACGGGCGGAAAAGUUCAGGCGCGCACCUAUAUUUGGUGAAAAAAUUCCUCUGAAACCCAUUAUUUUCUAAAAUCAUGUUUUCUCGAGAUUUUUUUUCAUAGAGAGCGAGGAAAGAACAUGAAUUUUCCAUGGCUGCCGCUGUAUUGAGAAGAAGUGGAAAAAGAUUAUUAUCUGCUUCAUUGAUCUCUGCUUCUAGAUCUGUUGAUGCUGUUUCUGGACCUUCUUCUUCCCAUUUGGUGAAAAGAUUAUUCACUGAUUUGGAAGAAUAAUUGUAAACUUACUUUAACAGUUUAACUUCGAACUCUGAACUUAGUUUGAAGUUUGAACCUUCCUUUUCAGUUGUUUUUAGAAGGUUGUGAGAAAAUAUUGAUCAGUGACUGGAUCAGAUUACAGGGAAAUUUAACAAUGUUGAAGCUUUCGCGUAUAAUCAACAAGCAGUUGUUAAACACCAUUCUGUCUUCUUCUGAUUCUCUUCAGUCAUCGCCAGUAAAGUUAUUCGGUAUAACAAAAGCCCCAUUAAAAAUCCCUAAUUUUCCAGCCCCAGUUCUCAAUUUCUCCAGAAACCUGACUCCCAAACAGAAUUUCUUGUUUUCUCAUACCAGAGUUAUUAAUUUAAGCUUCAAUUCUAACCCUCGUAAUUUUUGCUCUAGUUCUCCCCCUCACAUGGAAAGUGUAGUUAAUCAAAAAAUCCCUUCAUCAAAGGAGGUCACUGACAGCACACUGAGCAGAGAAAAAGACCAUUUUUGGGUAUCAAUUCCAGUCAGUGCUUAUUACAAGUUCAACAGGAUUGAUUUAAAAGGAUUAAUGGCUGAGAAUCAAGACAAUUUGAUCCCACAUACUUCUGGAGAGAUCAAUUAUGUUGUUCUCAAAUUCGGCAAUGGGAGCUCUCAAACUCCUUCUCGAGAUUCAGAGGCUAAUUUAAGUGGGAGUAGUCACUCUUACAUGGUGGUUUUCCCGUAUGGAUCCACUGUAGUGUUUAAUAUGCUUGACGGCGAAGUUGAUGGGCAUCUGAAGAUUGUCGAAAGACAUGCCUCAGGGUUAGCGGAAACGGGCAAGGAUGGGGGGUCUUUCCAGAAUUACCACAUUAGUAAGAUACAAUUAAGUUCCAAGUCCAACUAACUUCAAAUUCUACUAUGUAAAGCUUUGCCUUCUACUAUGUGUUAUGCAUCUUUUUUGGUGGUUGUGUAAUGUAUUGUGAAUACAUGAAAGAAGAUGAUGGUGUAAAUACAUGAUUUUGACCAA
Messenger RNA from Papaver somniferum (opium poppy), 1290 nucleotides. RefSeq lists its product as uncharacterized. Lineage: Eukaryota; Viridiplantae; Streptophyta; Magnoliopsida; Ranunculales; Papaveraceae. The transcript is spliced from 3 exons. The record is from RefSeq and is a predicted model, not a curated record. Bases 454 to 1167 code for a protein of 237 amino acids.